CACCAGCCAAACACCUCCGCCCCUCUCUCUCUCUCUCUAGAAAAAAAAAUCUCUCCAGCCUCUCCCCUUCUUCUUCUUCGUGUUCUUCGCAGUGACAUCUCUUCGCUUCGCUGCUCACGCCCUUCCAGUCCCCCCCGUCUCCCCAUGGCCACCGUGCUCGAGUCCCUCGCCGUGCCCCGCUCCUCCGGCGUGCCUUCUCCCGCCUCUUUCUCUCCGGUCGCCUCCGCCUCCUCCCUCGCCCCCGCCGCCGGUCGCCGGAGGUCGGCCCGGUUCCCGCAGGCUAGCGGGUUGAGGAUCAGGCCGGUUUCGAUCGCUCGGUCGCUGAGAUCUCCGAGCCAGGGCCCGAGGCGUGCUCCAUCCGUUGUCUGCGAGGCUCAGGAUACUGCCGUUCAAGUGGCUGCUGUGACUGAUGCGACCUGGCAAUCACUUGUCUUGGAGUCUGAAUUUCCGGUACUGGUUGAGUUUUGGGCUCCAUGGUGUGGUCCCUGCAGAAUGAUCCACCCUGUCAUUGAUGAAUUGGCAAAGCAGUAUGCAGGGAAAUUGAAGUGCUACAAAGUUAACACUGAUGAGAGCCCUUCAAUUGCCACUCGAUAUGGCAUCCGAAGCAUACCGACUGUCAUGAUAUUUAAGAGUGGUGAGAAGAAAGAUGCUGUUAUUGGUGCCGUUCCCAAGUCCACAUUGACCACUAGCAUUGAGAAAUUCUUGUAAAGGUAGUAAGCAUGAGGUGCUCCUGCAGCAAUAAAGUUAAGCAUAACUUUUGUCAAAUCUGCCUUUUCUUUGUCUGAUGGCUGCUUUGUUCGACUUCUGUAUAGUGAAGUGGGACUGUAUUAUCUACUUGCUUAAUGUCAAUAUCAGCUGUAUAACAUCAUCAGGUGAAUUUGGUAUCCAUCUCUUCCGUUGCUCA
Syzygium oleosum is the source of this 904-nucleotide messenger RNA. RefSeq lists its product as uncharacterized. Gene Ontology annotation, cellular component: cytoplasm. The coding region runs from base 145 to 708 and encodes 187 amino acids. The record is from RefSeq and is a predicted model, not a curated record. Lineage: Eukaryota; Viridiplantae; Streptophyta; Magnoliopsida; Myrtales; Myrtaceae. Gene Ontology annotation, molecular function: protein-disulfide reductase activity; oxidoreductase activity, acting on a sulfur group of donors, disulfide as acceptor. The transcript has 2 exons.